Messenger RNA from Aspergillus piperis CBS 112811, 855 nucleotides. Its product is annotated as putative U-box domain protein. Bases 1 to 855 code for a protein of 284 amino acids. Gene Ontology annotation, molecular function: protein-folding chaperone binding; ubiquitin protein ligase activity. Gene Ontology annotation, biological process: cellular response to misfolded protein; positive regulation of proteolysis; protein quality control for misfolded or incompletely synthesized proteins. The record is from RefSeq and is a predicted model, not a curated record. The transcript has 3 exons. Lineage: Eukaryota; Fungi; Ascomycota; Eurotiomycetes; Eurotiales; Aspergillaceae. Gene Ontology annotation, cellular component: cytoplasm.
AUGGCACUCGAACUAAAAGAAAAGGGCAACCAGCUCUUUAAAGAAGGCGAUUACAAUGGCGCCGAGGAGAUGUAUUCACAAGCAAUCCUCAAGAAUCCCAAAGAACCCACCUUCUUCUCCAACCGCGCCCUGACCCGCAUCCGACUUGAAAACUGGGCCGGAGUCGAGCACGACGCCCGCGCCGCCAUCGAUCUCUACGGCGCCAAAUCCCCCACCAGUUUGAAAUCCUCCUGGUACCUGGCACAAGCGCUGUUGGGUCUGCAACGGCCUCAGGAAGCAUACGACGUAGCCAUUGAGGCGUAUAAGGCGAGUCUGGCGGCGAAGAACAUCCAGACGGAGAAUUUGUCGCGGACGGUGUUGCGCGCUAAGCAGGCGAUUUGGGCGGCCAAGGAGACGGCGCGGAUAAGGGAGUUGGAUGAGACGUUGGCGAGUGUGGAGGGGCUGAUUGAGGCGGAGGUGGAGAGGGGGGUAUCGGAGUUGAAGGCGCGGUUGGAGAAGGGGGAGAUUGGGGAAAUUGGGUUCAGAGAGGAUGAGAGGGAGAUUAGAGAGGAUGCUGAACGGAAGGUGCAGAGGGUGAGGGAGGUGUUUGGGAUUGCGUCGGAGGGGAAGGUGGUCGAGAGGGUUGUGCCUGAUUAUCUGGUGGAUGGAAUUACGUUUGAGAUUAUGCAUGAUCCUGUUAUUACACCUUCUGGGACCAGCUUUGACCGGGUCGGCAUCACCAAGUACGUGGAGCAGGCCAAGGUUGAUCCUAUCACGCGGGUGCCGAUGACAGUGAACGAUCUUCGGCCGAAUUAUGCGUUGAAGGCAGCGUGUGAGGAGUUCUUGGAUAAGAAUGGGUGGGCGGUGGAUUGGUGA